Molecule: messenger RNA, 1359 nt
Organism: Trichoderma gamsii
Lineage: Eukaryota; Fungi; Ascomycota; Sordariomycetes; Hypocreales; Hypocreaceae
Exons: 1
Coding region: 1-1359 (452 amino acids)
Source: RefSeq, a predicted model, not a curated record
AUGAUCUUCUCAGACUUCUACAAAGGGCGGCGGUCACCUUUAUCUCGGCUUCGUGGGCAGAGUCCCCACUCCUCGGCAAAUUCACCACCUUGGCUUGUUCCUGAAUACAUAGACCUGUUUAGCAAAGACAAGUACAGGCAAAAGGAUACCAUUAAGAAAUAUCUGGCUGCCAAGGUGAAGAACAACUGGAACUUUGAAUGGUCACCGCCCCGCAAAACCAAAACCAAAGUCACCGAGAAACCCAGUGACACAGACGAGGAAAAGAAACCCUCUGCCAAAGAAUCCGAACCGGAAGCAAUCAGGGUUGAUUCUGCCAAAGACAUCCGAGAUGACGCUUCUGAUGAUGCUGAUGCCGAUGCCGGCGCCGGCGCCGACGCAGACGCCCACGUUGACAGCAGUGCAUUGAGCGACAAUGCUUCAGAUCACGACGACCCGGACGCAGAUAACAACGACGACGACACCGACUCCAUCUACAGCAUCGUCUCCGAAGAUGCCGCCGUAAACUACCGUCCCCGUAUGGACUGGUAUUCUGACCUUUCUGAGGACGAGGCUGCCAUUACUUCGGUCAUUGAGGGACCCGAUAGUGCAGCCAGGACUUCGGCCUUGGAGAAGAAAGCACAGCGCCGGAGGGCUGCUCGAGAUGAAAUGGCUUGGAACGAGGGUCUGGCGUGCUUCCAGGCACGGCGGGAUGCUUGGACCGGUGCAAAGAUGGCUCGAGUCCGCAGCAAACCUGUUAUUUCGCCGCCAGUAUCUCCUCGCUCUCGCCGCUUCUUCUUCCGCCGCUCCAUAUCUGGCUCGCCGCCUUCCUUAGCUUUGAUCAAGUCUAAUUCUCUCGCCGAUAGCCGCUCAGGCACAGCAUCUGACGCGUCCUCGCUCGUCAAAGAUGACAAGGAUCUCAGCAAGCAAGGUUCUAAAGAUAAUGAACAAAUUUCCGACCGCCAACUACCUAUCGAAACACUACUUCCUAUUCCUCACCCGAUUCUUCCGCCUACCAACGGUUUCAGAGCGUCCAUUACACCGGCGAUCUAUCUAAGUCUCUACGACAAGGUCAUUCUUAAUAGUCUGCAACCAUCGUGUCCCAUCAACUUGUCCGACAUGAUUCGCUCUUGCGUUAUGGGGUGGAAACGUGAUGGGGAGUGGCCUCCCAAACCAUCGGCUCCCGAACCUGCAGUUGGUGCGGGACGGCGUAAGAAGGCCAAGAUGGCAUCGGGGACUGCGGCAAGUUCCAUUGGCGUUACCGCUCGCAGAUUGAGUCUUGGCCUGAUAGGACGUGACAAGGAUGAGAAUGGUUUAGGCAUUCGCAAGAGUCUUCAGAAGGCUCUUGGUUUGGGAACAUCAUCAGCAAAUCCACAGCAUUGA